AUGGUCUUCUGGGGAACACAUGCCCAAAGGGGAGUUACUGUCCUAUGGGCUCUGCCUUUCCGCAGCCGUGUCGUCCUGGUUAUUACAGCAACUCAACUGCGAAUACUGGGAUCAAGGACUGUCUCCUAUGUGAUGCAGGGUAUUUCUGUGAUGGGACUGGACUUGUUUCUCCAACUGGAUUAUGUGAGGCUGGGUUCUACUGCAGUGGAGGAACCAUUUCCCCUAAGCCUCCCAGGUAAGUGGAGGACCAUGUCCACCGGGACAUUACUGUGUGGUGGGGAGCAGCAGAGCCCAGCCGUGCCCUGCAGGGAGUUACAGCCCAUCCUGGAGCAUGGCACAGUGUUUGGAGUGCCCAGAAGGCUUUUACUGCACGUCUGCUUCCACAAACUACACAGACUGCCCUGCAGGUCACUAUUGCCCCAGGAAUACAGAAUUUGCCACACAGUAUCCCUGUCCCCCUGGAACCUACAGCGAAGCUUUAAAUAUGUGGGAUGCUUCCACGUGCCAGCUGUGUCCUCCUGGAAGGGUCUGUUCCAAGCCAGGCCUAGCAAGACCAGAUGGACUGUGCAUGCCUGGAUGGUUUUGUCCAUCUGGAUCCACAUCAAGCAAACCAGUGUUUCCUGGAAAUCACUCUGGUACAAAGGGGAAUGGUAA
Molecule: messenger RNA, 654 nt
Organism: Strigops habroptila (Kakapo)
Lineage: Eukaryota; Metazoa; Chordata; Aves; Psittaciformes; Psittacidae
Exons: 4
Coding region: 1-654 (217 amino acids)
Source: RefSeq, a predicted model, not a curated record